Messenger RNA from Linepithema humile (Argentine ant), 3449 nucleotides. It is a transcript of the gene bsh, whose product is annotated as homeobox protein LOX10-like. Gene Ontology annotation, biological process: regulation of DNA-templated transcription. NCBI's taxonomy places the organism in Eukaryota, Metazoa, Arthropoda, Insecta, Hymenoptera, Formicidae. Gene Ontology annotation, molecular function: DNA binding; DNA-binding transcription factor activity, RNA polymerase II-specific. The record is from RefSeq and is a predicted model, not a curated record.
GAUUUUCGGCUUUAUAAGCGAGACCGGAGACCGGCUCUGCCCUCGUCGUAAAUGCAUCGAGGGAGUGAGAUGAGGCGAGGCGAGGCGAGGCAAAGUAACGCGACGUGCCAAGCGACGCCACCGAUGCGCAGGCGGGCACACGGACGCAUGGAUGGACACGCGCCGAUAACGCAAUUACCGCGACGUUAAUUUACUCAAUAAUCGCAGAAGCAACCCCGUCUAAAUGUCGGCACGCGUCCCUCGACCCUAAUCAUACCGGCCGUCGUCACGUUGCUAUGCCAGACGAUAGCCGUUGUCGGCGUAAAAGCCGUCGAAAGAGAUUAUUGCAAAUACCAAAAUAUGUUACCCGCUAAAAUAUAAGAUUCCUCUCUUUUCCACCCCCCCUUCUUCUCGUUUCCUUUUCCGCUCCUCUUUUUUAAUACAUUGCGUCAUCCUCCCGACGUGACAAGAGUGUCAUGCUUAUUACGGACGAUAAUUUAAUAUUAGAACGCGUCAACGUGUGCGUUUCUCUAUUCGGUCCUCAUCAACUACUUGGUACUUUGUUUAUCGCCUACAGCCAGGGAUGACGCGGACGUGUGCACCGCCAUUUGGAGAGGCGCACUGUACCUAUACAUGAUUUCAUAGGUAAUUUAAUCCCACGUUUCUGCUCGUCCUCUCUUCGAAGAUUCAAUACCGAUACGUUUCGAAGCGGCACGAAGCGGUGUAUCGACCAUGCGGGGAACUCGACUAUAUUUGACGAAGAGAUUCGAAGCAGGCGCAAUGUCGCGACAAUAUAGGUAUACGCGCGCGUGUGUGUGUGCGCGCGUAUCUGCAUGUAUGCGGAAUAUCAGAGAAUUCGAACAUCUUCACUGUUCGCAUAUGUAGAAUGACACUUUUGAAAUUAGAACCUGAUACCUGCUGCUGCUGCACGAGGACGGCGGAAACGAGUCGUUUUGAAAGCGGAACCAAGCGGGUGAGUCGCCGCGCCUCGCGUCGCGUCGCGAACGUAUAACGGAUAGAGCUACAUCACAGGGGCAAGUGAGAGUUACCGCGGGAGUGCGUACUCUUACAUAUACACACGCGCGCACCAUUAUUAUCUACAUAUAAGAGUAAGCGAUAGAAUGGAGAGAAUAUACAGAAGGAUCCCGUCCCUCCUCCCACGCUUUUUGCCAUCCUCCUCCUCGCAGGGACGUACCACCGGAUUCAUGAAUAGCCGAGCGCGUGUCCAUGGAAACGAGUGGCCGGGACCCGCCCCGGAACUACCGCGCGCAGCCAACCCAGGCUCGACGGGUGUGUACGGGCCAAUGCGGAUGUUAGGCCGGCCUUGGAUAGCCGGCUCAAGCUUUAUCCUUCUUCGGCGAUACUGCAAAGCAGCGGUUCCAGGCGGGAGGGGUUGCCGAUGAUCGUGCGCAGGGGGUUGAAUCGCCCUGUGUCGCAUCGCGCGCGCACCGAUACUCCCUUAAACGUCGUUGAAUAAGGCCUGAUCGACAGUCGACGACGGUGUUUCUCGCGAUUCAUAUCCCAGUAUGAUCCGCAGCGAUCAAUUAGACUUCCAGCAAGAUCCUCGAGCGAGAUAAGCGCCGGCUUUAAUUAUCCAGUCGCGAGCGAGGCAAGAGUAAGACUUCGUUUCUAAGAUGUUGUUAAUGCGCGCACGUACGCGCGUGAACCCCUGUCGUCUUACGUUGACGUGUACGACGGAAGGGAAAGUGAUCCGUUUCAAGAGUGAUACACUCCUCCUCGCUCCUCGUAUCUUUUCUUUAUUGCGCGAGAAGCUGUAAUUGCCCGGGCGGUAUCCGCGACCUUAUUCGUGCCGAAAAGUGCACGAGAAACAGUGACGUAUACGCGGGCAAGAUUUCGGAAGUUGUAUUAUUGCUUCGCCGAGGGGAGGAUCGCUCGCUCACACGAGCAAAUGGAUGCGGCGGAUUUGUCGUUGACUGAAAAGCGUUGGAUCUCGUUAGAUUUAAUCUCCGAAAUCCCGCGACAGCGCGGCACCGUCGCCAAGAAGCCGAGCGUCAGAGCUGCGAGAAUGUAACCGCGAGACAUCGACGCUCACAUCACACAGUUGCAACCAGUCUCGCGGCAGGCGAAAAAAAAAGAUGCAGUCCACCUGCCAGCAGCAACAAGCUCAGGCAGGUCAAAACGGAACUUCCGCCAGCAGGACGUCGUUCCUCAUUGAGGAUAUUCUUAGCCGCGGCACCGUCACCCCGCAUUCCCACCACCAUCCGUUACAUCAUCAGCAUUUGACAUCGACCUCCGCACACGGGCAGCAGCAUCAUCAGUAUCAGCAAUUCGCCAGUCUGCUUCCUGGCUAUCCCGCGGCACCGCCCGCUGCCGCAGCUUUCUUUUUGGGCCCGCUUUUCGGUAGCGCCGGCAUGGGGGUCGGUGUGGUGCCGGGUGUCGGAGAACUAGCAGCCUUGAAGCAUUGUCGGCGGCGAAAGGCUCGAACCGUGUUUAGCGAUCAACAACUGGCAGGUUUGGAGGCAAGGUUUGAAGUACAAAGAUAUCUGAGCACGCCUGAGAGAGUAGAGCUCGCGGCUGCGUUACAUUUGUCUGAAACCCAAGUGAAAACAUGGUUCCAAAAUCGGCGAAUGAAGCAUAAGAAGCAAUUGAGGAAGUUAAAUACGAACAGCAGUAGCAAUUCCAAUUCAGCGCAGCAAUCGAUCGCUAUAACAUCGCCCGCCGAACGACCCGUGGAUUUUUCGCUGAGCGGCGGCCGCGAGUCCCGCGCGAGCAGCGACGCGCCCGCGGAUUCCGACGACGAGGACGACGACGAGAUCGACGUGCUAGGCGGCGAAACACCGUCGCCGACUCCGACGCCGACGGCAACGCCGACGCCGACUCCGACGCCGACGCCGACGCCGAUGCCGACGUCGACGUCGACGUCAACGUCGACGGCUCUGACACCGUCGUCGACGCGAAGCGGUACUUUGCCGCCUCUAUCCAGACGCGGCACGCCACCGAGGAUUCUCCACACGACGAUUCAUCCGCAGUCGCAGCCGCAUCCGCAUCAGCAUCCGCAUUCGCACUCUCACUCGCACCCACAUUCGAUCGGCCUGCACCAUCAAUCGCAACACGGCCAGCAUUCCGCCCAACGUCAAUAUCGCUGAGAUAUGUUGUAAUAAAAUCGAAUCGUUUCGUCUCUUGCCAGAAUCACGGCAAUUACGGCAAUUAUAGAGAAGGAAAAAAGAUAAUCUUUGCUCGCGCGGCACCCGUAACGACCGUAACAGAUUUACGCGGAGCGAGAAAUUCGAUUUUAUUAUAUCAUUUUUUUAAAUUUAGCAAAAACUAAAGCUUGCCGCGUAACGGAAAACAUGGCCAGAGACAUUGUCCCGCUCGAGAUCGGAAAGAGCACAACGUUAUGCGACUCUCUUUAAAAGGUAUUUAUAUGUCAUUGAAAUAUAUAAUUUAUUAUUAAUUUAUAAUCUAAUGAUAUGAACGUUAUGAAAUAAAUUAGCAGAAAUCUAUCUUAG